CGAGGGUUUCACUUUGCAGCAGUCGAAAUGGGCGACGUGGACGAUACCAAUUCGCCGCUGAGCGCGCGCGGCCCCCCGCGGAUGGAGCCGCCGAUGACGGCCAAGAACUACCUCAUCCACAAACUGUAUUUGCGCCAAGAGUACACCGAGUGUCUCCGGCUCAUCGAGGAGAUGCUAAAGGAGCACCACGGGCUGUGCGAAUUCCCCAUUUACGUCAAAGCGCUCAUCUUGCAGCGCAACGGGCGCAUCCAAGAGUCACUGCAGCUCUUCCAGGCAGCGACGUGCCUCAAUCCCGAAAACAAGGACAACCUCAAGCAGGUCGGGCGGUCGCUCUACUUGCUCGGGAAGCACAAGGCCGCGAUCGAGGUGUACGAAGAAACGCAGAAGCUCCCGGGCUUGGAGGACUGGGAAGUCUCGCACAACAUUGGGCUCUGCUACAUGUACCUCAAGGACUUUGACCACGCGAUUGAGGCGUUCCAGCACGCCAACAACGUCCACCGCCACGACACGACCUUUCUCCAGCUCGGCAAGGUCCACACGCUUCGGGAUGACUUUAAAGCCGCCAUCAACGUCUACCUCGAGGCGCUCGAGUUCUCGCCCGAGAGCCCGGAGCUGCUCACUACGAUCGGGCUACUGUACCUUCGCAUUGGCGAGAACUUUCGCGCGUUCGACUAUCUUGGCAACUCGAUGACGCACGACCCCCGCAACGCCAAGACGAUCCUUGCCGCGGGCUCGAUCAUUCAAGACCAUGGCGACAUGGACGUGGCGCUCGUCAAGUAUCGUGUCGCGGCGGUUCAGACGCCCAACUCGGCGCAACUCUGGAACAACAUUGGCAUGUGCUUCUUUGGGAAACAGCGCUUUGUCGCGGCGGUCGCGAGCCUGAAGCGCGCGCUGUACUUGGACCCGUUCGAGUGGAUCACGUCGUACAACCUCGGGCUCGUGCAUCUCAACACGGGCCAGUACGCAUCGGCGUUCCACUACUUUAGCGCGGCCAUCAACCUCAAACCCGACUUUCCGAGCUCGUACAUGUACCUUGCGAUUACGCUCGGGCGCCUCGAUGACUUUGAGAAUGCGUGCAGUGCGUACGACAAGGCGAUCGAGAUGGAAGCGGACCACAUGUUUCACCUCAACUAUGCCCUCACGCUCUUUAAUAACGACGAGCUGGAGCGCGCCAAGGUCCAAUUCAACAAAUUUGAAGCGAUCUUCGAGACGCUGGACGAAGCGACACGCUCGAGUGACCCGGAGGUCAUGGACCAACGCCAAGCGCUCUUAAACGCGCUCUCGACCGUCAACUGAUCACCGCCUACCCGCAAUCGAUACCUUGAUAUUUGCUGUC
This is a messenger RNA of Saprolegnia parasitica CBS 223.65, 1336 nucleotides long. RefSeq lists its product as hypothetical. Gene Ontology annotation, cellular component: ciliary basal body. The record is from RefSeq and is a predicted model, not a curated record. The transcript has 6 exons. Gene Ontology annotation, molecular function: protein binding. Gene Ontology annotation, biological process: protein localization to cilium; cilium assembly. Bases 28 to 1296 code for a protein of 422 amino acids. NCBI's taxonomy places the organism in Eukaryota, Oomycota, Saprolegniomycetes, Saprolegniales, Saprolegniaceae.